Messenger RNA from Vespa velutina, 5280 nucleotides. Its product is annotated as androglobin-like. NCBI's taxonomy places the organism in Eukaryota, Metazoa, Arthropoda, Insecta, Hymenoptera, Vespidae. The transcript is spliced from 9 exons. The record is from RefSeq and is a predicted model, not a curated record. Bases 950 to 4636 code for a protein of 1228 amino acids. Gene Ontology annotation, biological process: proteolysis. Gene Ontology annotation, molecular function: calcium-dependent cysteine-type endopeptidase activity.
UUAUUUUACUAACCCCUCCUCUAUACCUCAGAAAAAAUGAAUAACUUCUAUUUGAACAAUUUUUUAUCUAACUUGUAUUUCGAUAAAAAAUAUUUGGAAAUGAAAGAAUUAAAUGAGAAUCGCAUAAUAUCGAAUAAAAUCGAACAGGAUCGAAUAUCAAAUCAAAUUACUUUUAUUUCAAAUCUUUUUUUAUUUCCAAAAAUGCGUUGUUCUCGGAAUAUUUAAGUGUCUUUAAUUACGAAAAAUAAAUACAUUGCAUAAUUAUUAUAAUGCAAUAUAUGUAUAGUUAAUUAAACACAAAUGGACAUUUCAGUUAGAUCAAAAAAGUUAACAGAUACGGAUUUUAAGGAUUAUUUGAACGAAAAUAAUAUUAUACCUUGGAAAGAAUGGAAAGAUACGGAAUUAAAUAAUGAAAAAUGGUCUUUACCACAAAAUGGCGACGACGGAUUAUUUUUCGAUACAGAAUCAACUCCGAUGCCAUUAUCUUUAGUACCAUAUGAAUGGAUUCGUUCGAAUUAUUUAAAGGAUUUAACAGUAUAUUAAAUUAUUGAAUAUUCAUUAAUAUAUUUGAAUUUAAAACGAGCUUGUUUCAUUUUAGGAACCAUUAACUGUCUUUAAAAUUACUAAAGAAUAUCCUGAUUUAAUAAAAAGGAAUAAACAUUUGUUGCACAGUGAAGUACGUUGAAAUUUAUCAGCUUUUUAUAAACAAAAAAAAAAAAAAAAAAAGAAAAAAGAAGAAAAAAUGGGACAAGAAAAAUAUUUAUAAAAAUUUUAAACGUUAGGAUUUUUAAAAUCGAGUUCAAUGACAUAUACGAAUAUAAUUUAGUUCAUCAGAUGGUUUAUUUCGAGCUUGAUAAAUCUACAAUACUGCGGGCAAAAUGGUUUAGAAGUGAGCGGAGAAACGGAUAAUUUUAUUUGGAAUGGACGAGAAGAAAAAUGGCAGGGUUGGAUGCACGUUUAUUCGAAUAAUAAAGCUGGUCAUGGUGCAUCUCAUCGUCCAAUUAUUAAUCCAAACGGAAAAUAUAUCGUACGUCUUUAUUUUCUUGGAUGCUGGCGUCGAAUAUUGAUAGAUGAUUUCAUACCCGUCGAUAAAGAUGGUAAUCCUCUUUUACCGACCACAGGUAAUAAUUUUGAAUUAUGGCCUUUAUUAUUGGCAAAAGCUUUAUUGAAAAUUGCAUCGUUAACGUGGACACAAGAAAGAGAAAUUGUGGAUUUUAAUCCGGUUUCUUGUCUCACUGGAUGGAUCUGUUUGUCUUUGAACGUCGUUCAUCUUUCCCCUCGAGACAAGUGGGAGUUCUUAGUGAAAUAUGCGGAACAUUUCGAAUGGAAGCAGGAAGGAACUAACUCGGAGAACGUAACGCUUGAUGAAGAAGAGGACAAAAAGUCGAGCAAAAAAGGGAAAAGAAUUCGAAGAGGCGUUAAAGGGUUGCAACUUCCUGAUAAACCUCGACCUAUCACGCUGUUUCUCGAUUUGGAAGAUAUGAAAGAGGUCAAGCCCGAGACAGUGCCCGGUUUGUCGCCUUGCUGGAGCCAUUUGGUUCAUGUCGUUCAAUCGCGUGAUCUUCCAUUGGAUCCUAAAGACAUAAAAGAACCAUUACCAAGAUGGAAAAAAUAUCGAUGGAUAAAUUGGGCGAUCGAUCGAGGUUUGCUCGAUCCAUUUGAAUAUUUUGUUCCUAUACGUUGUUUAAAAAUCGUCAGUUCAUUGAGAGAAUUCAAGGAAGGAAUUUUUCCUCGGAAAAAUCAACGUUUCUUCGUUAAUGAAUUUUUAAAGGAAACAAAAAAUCAGGAAGUAACGUCUCCUGAAAAAUAUGUAAAGGAAGAUACGAUCGAUGACAAUAGUUUUUGGUGUGAUUUCAAUAAAAUGGCAACUUAUGUUAAAGUCAUUCAAAUCUUUUACAAGCCUGAAUAUUUUGGUUAUACUAUAAGAAUGUCAGAUUCCUUUCUGUUGGAUGAUCAAAAGAACAUAAAAUUGCCAUCGAAGAAACAAAAAAAAGAUACCAGAAAAGGUAGUAAAAAGAGUCCACCGUCCGACGUGGUUCAUGAUGAUUCGAUAGAAUUUAUGAAUACUUAUGCCUGGCCUAGAACCAUGAAAUCAUCGAGAAACGAGCCGUUAUAUCUCUUUUGCGAUUCAAUCGAAGAGAAGUUCUUGUUAAUAAAUUUUAGUACCAUGGAAGAACGAUUAUCUUCGAAUCUUGUCUCGAACGAAGAAGAGACUUGUGAUUCGAUAUCGAUAAGAUUAUUAUCUGAAGAUGGGAGUAAUCUCGUUGUAGAAAGACACAGUUGGUUUUUUAGGGAGACCGAAUCAAGAGCACUUAUAUCCAUUUCAACGUCUGGCACUAAGUCGAGUGUACUGGAAUUAGAACCAGGAAGACAUCUUUUGCGUAUUUAUUGCCGUUCGGAGUCACGUUGUUUCGUAUCGAUUUUAUCUGACACAAUUUUUUACGUUGGCGAUCGUCUUAGAAUGCAUACAUUAAUGAGGACGGAAUCAGUGAGAAUCGAUGUCUUAGUUAAAAACAUUAGUAAUUCCAUAGCUAAAGCAUUUUUGAGUUUCGGUAGUAAAGAUUAUUUCUCGAAUUUGAUGACAUUUUAUCAAAGUUAUAUGCCAGAUUUAACAAAUGUUUCGAACAAAAAAGACAGAGCUUUCUUCAAGAAAAUACACGAGUAUUUCAUAGAAGAGUUAUUGAAUUCGAUCAAAAAGAUAUUCCCAUUGGAAAAGCAUCCUGAAAUUUUAUUUUCUUUGAGAAUCUUUUUUCUAAAUCCUACAAUUGAUUUCGAACAUAGAAGAACUUCGUCGAUUUUGUAUGAUAUUCAAGAAACGUCGUCAUUUAUAGAAAAUGAUUCAAACGAAUCGAUUGGCGAAAUGAUAUCAAUAAAUUAUAAUCAAGCAGCUACCAUCAUUCAAGCAUUCUUUAAGAUGGUGAUCGUUAAGCGUUAUAAAGAGCGACACAAUUCCAAUCACAAGGAUCACUCAAAGAUCUUAACGAGUCUCUUGAUGAUCGUUGAACUUUUCGAUCAUUCUAAUAACGAGUCAUUAGCGUCAACUUUGUUGAGAAAGGUCAUUCAAAAAAAUAACAAAUUUAACGAAGCUUAUCCUUGUUCCAAGGACUUUCAAUACGUAUUACAAAUCCAAGAAUGCAAAGGCACUUUGUUAAACGUUAAACCAGAUCAAUGGAUUCCUAUAACGAGACUAAUUGUGAAUGCUCAAGAAAACGAAACGAUCUUUGGUACGAUACAACUUUUUACAAACUUACCAAGUUACAAUUUGAGAUUAUUCAAUAAUGAAACCGGUCGAGAAAUAUGGAGACUCAUUAACAACGUUGCUCCAUCUAAUUAUCCGCAUACAACAGUCGGUUACACGCUCUUCGCUUAUGGUUGGUGCGAUAAUCAAAGAUCAGAAGACACGGAAUGGAUACUUCAUUUUGUUACAAUUAAGGGAAAACCAAUGUUUUAUCAAUUAGCUGACAAGGAACCCAUUUCUUUGGACACGAAGAUACCCGUUUUAAUCGUUGAAGAAACAUUUAACACUUAUAUACCUAAUUCGAUGAAUUUAAUUUCCAAAUGGAUCGUCAAUAUUAUUCGUGACAGUUUAUUGUCGUUUAAAUUGACGACCUCUUACAAAUUAGCUCAAAUGAAAUUAAGAAUCAUCGAUGAUAAAGAUAAUGUUUUAUUAGAAAUCGAGGGUGGAUUUGUUCUAUGUGUCCCGGUUAUAUAUUUGAGAUUAGAACAAAAAAACGUGGACAUAGAAAAUCCAUGUACUACUUAUUAUAUCGAGGCAUUCGUUCUUGAUGAUAGUUGGCCAUUAACUGAUGCUGAAUGGUCAGUGGUAUUAGAGGCAAAGACAAAGAAAAGAAAUGUUCCAGUUCGAACAAAAUCUUCGAAUAUUAAAAUACAAAAAUCCGAUAUGAUAAGAAUGAAACGUAAUUCAAAGCAGCAGAUCGAUCAACAUAUGGAUUCGCCUUUUUGGAAAUUUCAAACUAUCAUCGAUGUUAAUAGUGGCAUAGAGAUUAUUCAAGAUAGAAGAAGAGAACAGGAGAUAAUAUCCAUGAAAGAAUCAUGGUCGAAGGAUAAUCCUGAACGACUUCAACGUGGUAAAGAACUUAGAGAAACUUUUUUGGACACUUACAGUUUACAUUCUACUUCUUUAACUAACUUAGAGAAAGAAAUAUCUACUGAAAUGAACAAACGUAUGGGAAGACGAAAAAUUCGAGAAUCGCAAAUUUGUGAUCGAUCGUCGUUAACAGAGAAAAUUGUUAUUAGGUUUUUGAAAUAUCCACGAUCUCGUAGCUUCGAUUUACCGAUAUUAGAUUUGAGUAAGUACGAAAAGUCGAAAGAAAAACUGGAGAUAUCUCGAAUUAGAACUAAUUCGGAAAGAGAGAUUUUAAAUGAACAACUAUAUGCCGAUAUUUCCAAUUUCUUUCUGGAUUAUGAUAAUUUUCUUCAGCGAUUGGAAAAUUGGUCGUUUGAGCAAGUGAGAAAAUAUAAAAAAUUGUGGAACUCUCACGAAGAGAAUUUCUCUCAAAGGAAAGUACAGCUUGAGGAAGCUUAUGAGAUACGUCAGGCUUAUAUAUCUAGCAUUAAGUCUAUCGACACGCCUAAAAAAGGAAAGAAAGGAGGGAAGAAAAGCGCAAGAACAUAAAAAAAAGCAACAACAACGACGACAACAACAACAACAACAACAACAACAACAUUAAUAAUAAUAAUAAUAAUAAUAAUAAUAAUAAUAAUAAUAAUAAAUGAAUAUCCUUGUAAAUAGAUAUUUAACGAUAUAUUAAACGAUCUCAAAGAAAUUAUUUUGCCUUUAGAAUCGUUCGACAAUUAAUUAGAAUGAUUAUCAGAAUGCGCGAAUUCUUUUCUUCUUCGUAUAUUUUUGAUUAGAAUUAUCUUGAUUCCCCCCUUCCCUCCCUCCCCCGGUCAAGGAUAAGCUGAUGCUUUUCCGUAAAAGUUUCUCUACUUACGUAGAUCAUGCUCCAUGGCAAGAAUACAGGCUUACAUACAUAUAUUGCGUUGUUGAUGACGGUGCGCGAUAUACCUUUUAAUGAUGCCACUCCCGACGGUCUCUCUCUCUUCAAAAAAAAGGAAAAAAAAAAAAAAGCAUGAUUAUCGUUAUGCCGAUUUUUCAUACACCAGACCAGUCUCUCUUUCCUACCAUGUCGUCCUACCAACGAUUAUUACAAAAUUACGAGAAAGGCGACGAGUAAGCAAAAAGGAUUCAUAAUAAACCUAGUGGUGUACCUUAAGGUACAGUGCAAGUUGUUGAACUUAUCAGAUUAUUAUUAUUAU